AGCCCAGCCCAGCCUGGCGAGGGUUGCGGAGGCGUUGGCCAGGAGGCCUCACUCUGCCGCCUGCCAGCCGUCGCUCCAGGCGCCUCUCGCUCGCUCUGCAGCUCCUCCGCGGCUUCCUCGUGCCCCAGAAACCAGCGCCAAAAUGCCAUCCCAGCUAGAACACGCCAUGGAGAACAUCAUGUUCACUUUCCACAAAUUUGCGGGUGACAAGAACUAUCUGACGAAGGAAGAUCUCCGGCAGCUGAUGGAGAAGGAGGUCCCUGGGUAUAUGGAAAACCAGAAAGAUCCGAUGGCCAUCGACCGGAUCAUGAAGAACCUAGAGGAGUGCCGGGAUGGCAAAGUCAGCUUUGAGGGCUACCUCUCUCUCAUUGCCGGGCUGACCAAUGGAUGCAACGAGUAUUACGUGAAGAAGAUGAAGCCGACGGGAGGGAAGAAGUAUUGACGGGAUAGCGUGCGUGAUCUCGCACCCGGAGCACUGGAGGCGCGCUUUGGCACAGCCGGGCUCACGGUGCCGAUAACCCCAGAAAAGCUUUCCUGCCUAACCCUUCCAGAGCCGACUGUUCCUGCUUAAAAAUAAAAGGUCACGUCGUGCCUCCGACCUAAUAAUAACACAACAGCGGCUGUGUACCUUUGAAGCACCAUUGAUACACGCAAACCAUCUUUCCCUCAAAGGAUUCUGGGCAAUGGAGUUUCUUUGAUGAGGGAAUGUGAUUUGGAUGCGCUUCGAAGUUUACAGCCUUCCCAUUUACGUGCAGAGUUAUCCAGACCCUAACAAACACCUCCUUGCCCAUCCCUUCUGUGAAAUCCCAAAGCUUCGUUGCCAGGGAUGUGUCAGCCCCUUUUCUUUCCUCCCUCAGCCAUGCCCUCUCCUUGGCCGUGAAAUAAAACAUUUUUCUAAAACCCAGAA
Messenger RNA from Zootoca vivipara (common lizard), 907 nucleotides. It is a transcript of the gene S100A10, whose product is annotated as S100 calcium binding protein A10. Gene Ontology annotation, cellular component: cytoplasm. Gene Ontology annotation, molecular function: calcium ion binding; calcium-dependent protein binding. The record is from RefSeq and is a predicted model, not a curated record. NCBI's taxonomy places the organism in Eukaryota, Metazoa, Chordata, Lepidosauria, Squamata, Lacertidae.